Messenger RNA from Trichobilharzia regenti, 3855 nucleotides. Lineage: Eukaryota; Metazoa; Platyhelminthes; Trematoda; Strigeidida; Schistosomatidae. The record is from the annotation of a GenBank genome assembly.
AUGUUUUUUCGGGGUUAUCGGCCUGUAUCAAGGCUGCGUUCGUUCUACCGGCUAAAAGCUCGAUUCCUAAGUGGAACACGACAAUCCACACCAGUUGCAACCUAUAGCACAGUUGUACAUAGGUCGAGUCUUUUGGUGAAUCAUGACAGGCCUUUCUUGUCUUUCAAACGAUUUAUGUCCUACCCCUCCCAUGUUGUCGUCAGAUUACCAAAUUUGUCUCCUACUAUGGAGACUGGGACAGUAAUAAGCUGGGCAAAGCAAGAAGGUGAUGAGGUUACAGAGGGAGACUUACUUGCGGAAAUUGAGACGGACAAAGCAACUAUGUCAUUCGAUGCCAACGAAUCAGGAUAUUUAGCAAAGAUAUUGUCUCCAGCGGGAAGUAAGGAUAUACCUGUCGGGACAGCUCUUUGUAUCAUAGUUCCGGAUGCAGGUUCUGUCGCAGCCUUCAAAGAUUAUGUAGCUAAGUCUUCGGAACAAGCUUCUCCCCCAAAAACAACUGAAGCUCCAAAACCUCCAGCUCCGACCCCACCUCCAAGUGUCGCUCCACAACAACCUGCGACGCCUACUCCUGCCGUUUCCACUCCGAUAGUAUCAAAGUCUGGAGGAGUGGUUGCUUCCCCUUAUGCUCGUCUCUUGGCUGCGGAAAAGGGGCUUGAUCUGUCAGGAAUUACUGGUACUGGAAUGCACGGAAUGAUACGCUCAACAGACUUGGGUUCGGCACGUGCUGCUGCCGCAACUACUGCUGGUCUAGAUAUAGCAGGUGGGAAGUUUGAAGAUAUCAGUAUCAGUAACAUGCGAGCGGUAAUUGCUAAACGACUGACAGAAUCAAAACGUACUAUCCCACACUACUAUUUGACAAUGGAUAUUCAGUUAGAUGGAGUUUUAGAAAUACGCUCUAAAAUCAAUACAGAUUUAGCAAAGCUUGCAGACACAAAAUCUGAAGAACCUGUACCAAAGAUAAGCUUAAAUGAUAUUAUCAUCAAGGCAGCAUCAUUAACAUGUUUAAAAGUACCUGAAUGUAAUUCAUCCUGGCAAGGUGAAUUUAUCAGACAGUAUCAUUCUGUUGAUGUGAGUAUCGCUGUAGCUGUUCCUGCUGGACUCAUUACACCGAUAAUAUUUUCUGCUGAAAAGAAGGGUUUAGUACAAAUCAAUAAAGAGAUGAAGACAUUAGUAGCGAAAGCUAAACAAAAUAAAUUACAACCUCAUGAAUUUCAGGGUGGAACAUUUUCAAUAUCAAAUUUAGGCAUGUUUGGUAUAUCGAAUUUCUGUGCUGUAAUCAAUCCACCACAAGCGUGUAUUCUUGCAGUCGGCAGUACAAGAAGUCUUCUGUUACCGGAUAGUAAUAGUCACUUAGGAUUCAAGAAAGCUAAUGUCUUGUCAGUUACUCUAUGCUGUGAUCAUCGUGUUGUUGACGGAGCUUAUAUUUACUCCUUAUCAUGGACCAUAUUUGUACCAUUAUGGAAAUUAAAUGCACCAUAUAAAUAUUAUUCACAAUAUGGUUUCCCUGAUCCACAGAAAACACUUUCACCAAUAUUGAAUAUUGAAUUUCAAAAGAAUGAUGUGUUGAAUAUUGAAGAAUCAUCCGACGCCUCUUCUUCUUCUUCUUCUCCAACGUCCACAGAGUACAUCUUAUCAGAAAAUUUCACUCUAUUCGAUUUAUUAUAUAAAACUUUAACAAAAUAUGCUAAUGACAAUGAAACAGAAGAGGAUGAUAAUCAAAUAUCUGAAGAAGUAAACACCACCGCCAUCACCACCCCUACCAUCAUCAAUGCGACUGGUGAUACUGUCACCACCGAAGGUAAAGUAACCGUUGAGAAAGAACAAGAACAAGAAGAAGGGGAAGGGGGAAAAACGGCAGAAGCACAGGCAGAAGAAGGAGAAGAAUUAAAUCAGACAGCAGAUGUACCAAGCAUGGAUGAUAAUCCUCCACCCAACCUACCGAUCAAUAAUAAUAAAAAUAUUAUGGCUAUUAGCAUCAGUACUAAUACUACCAGUACUACUACUAAUAAUGAUAAUAAUAAUAAUAAUAGUACUAAUAUUACUCUGCCUAAUCUAUCCAUUAAUAGCACUAAUACAAAUAUUACCAUCAGUAAUAAUAAUAAUACUACAAAUAUUUCUGUACCUGAUCAACCUAAAAAGAAGAAGAAAAGGAGAAACUUAUUAGUACCUACGAAUGAAGACGUUGAAGAAUCAUCAUCUAAUAGUAAUAUAAGUGAAACUAAUGUUGUAUUAGGUGAACGACUUCAACCAAGAAUGUAUCUUCCAUUAUUUAUUGAUAUUUAUAGAAUAUUUAAGGCUAUUAGAGCAAGUUGUAAAGAAAACUGUACAGAUUAUUUUCCAAAUUAUGAAUAUGUUUUAUGGAUGUAUAAUUGGGUGAUAUGUACAAAAAUUGGUCCAACCCCAGUGAAUGAUGUCGAUGGUAUCUGUCCAAAAAUUUGUCGUCCACGUAAAGAUAUUACACUGAACGAUAGUUAUAUCACAGAGUUGAUUAAUUUAACGUUUAAACCAAUCGCAUUAACUAUGGAUCCAUUCGAUGUUUGUUCACAGUUAGUUAAUACAGUAUCCGGGACUUGUUUAACUUAUGGAAGUGGUGUAGGUGCUGAAGAAUUCACAUGCCAAUGUAAAUCUCACGCAUAUGAAUGGCAGACUGUCGAUUCAUUGACUGGCUGCCUACUGAUUCCAGACAUCAUGAAUAGCACACAAAAUGUACACAGUAAAACUUGGAAUAUUGAAUGUAAUGAAGAUAUGAAACAAUUUUGUAAAAAUGGUACAGAUAAAUGUUAUUAUCGUUUAAGAUUAAUGGAUGAUAUUGACGCUAGUGAACCUAUUGACUAUAAUAUUAACAACAUCAAUGAUACUACUACUACUACCACUACUACUGAUAGUAUAAUAAUAAUAAUACUUAUAUUAACCUCAGAUGUUGAUAUAUCACUUUGGCCACAUUGUCAAUGUACAAAAUAUUUUACUGGUGUUGACUGUUCAGAAUCAGUUCAACCUUGUAAAGAGAUUUUAUCGAAUGCUUUGAAAACACCACAACUACUUAUGCAUAGUCAAGUUGUGAAAGAUGAUAUUGAUCGGCCAAUAAUAACAACAACAUUAUCAGAUGAUAAUAAUGAAUAUCAGAAGUCAGCCUCAGGUGAUUGGUUAUGUGGUGUUGAUUUUCAUUAUGGCAGUUGUAUUCCCAUUGGUCAAACAUAUCAAUGUCAGUGUAAUUUUGGUUAUACCAAGGAUCCAGACUACAGUGAUUAUGAUAAUUGUUGGAAAGAAGGUCAUCAAGAGGAUACAAUUGAAAUUGGUGGUCAUAUUAUUAGAAAAUGUGGUCAAGGAGCAUGUCUAAACGGUGGGAAAUGUAUCAAUGUUACUAGAGGACUUUUUACGUAUACUGAUUCAUUUGUAAAUAAUAAUGAUAAUGACCGGCCUCCUCAAAUACCAAUGUGUCAAUGCCCAAAAGGUUAUACUGGUCUAUACUGUGAUGUAACAGAAGGUAUAUGGAGUGAAUGGCAUUCAUGGAGUAGUUGUACACCGAAUUGUGGACAAACACGUUAUCAAUAUCGUUUACGAUCAUGUGAUAGUGAUAUUGGAUGUCCAGGAAGUGCUAAACAAUCUCAACGUUGUCCACCAUUGGAAUGUGCUAAAAUCGCAUCAACUAAACGUACUGAUGUUUCAAUUCAAUAUGAGCAAAUUCAUCACCAUCAAGAGCAUUAUGCCGAUGAUAGUUAUAAUCAUAUAUUAAAAUCAGGUUAUCUUUUAGCUUGGUUUUUAGGCUUUCUAAUACCUGUAGAAAUUAUAUUGAUUAUAUUCGGUGUUAUAUUAUUAGAAAAGUUUAUACUUAAGAGAUCGUCAUCUUCACAUUAA